Epinephelus fuscoguttatus (brown-marbled grouper) is the source of this 3803-nucleotide messenger RNA. RefSeq names its product gap junction alpha-8 protein-like. Gene Ontology annotation, cellular component: connexin complex. Gene Ontology annotation, biological process: cell communication. NCBI's taxonomy places the organism in Eukaryota, Metazoa, Chordata, Actinopteri, Perciformes, Serranidae. The record is from RefSeq and is a predicted model, not a curated record.
CCCACCCUUCAUUCUGCAGUGCUACGGACCGAUCAUGGGUGACUGGAGCUUUCUGGGUAAUAUUUUAGAGGAAGUUAACGAGCACUCUACGGUGAUCGGCCGGGUGUGGCUCACAGUGCUCUUCAUCUUCCGCAUCCUCAUCCUGGGCACGGCGGCGGAGUUUGUGUGGGGCGAUGAGCAGUCUGACUAUGUCUGCAACACGCAGCAGCCCGGAUGUGAGAACGUGUGCUACGACGAGGCCUUCCCCAUCUCCCACAUCCGCCUGUGGGUGCUGCAGAUCAUCUUUGUGUCCACGCCGUCUCUGGUGUAUGUGGGUCACGCUGUGCACCAUGUCCACAUGGAGGAGAAGCGCAAGGAGCGCGAGGAGGCAGAACUUAGCCGGCAGCAGGAGCUGAGCGAGGAGCGUCUCCCUCUGGCACCAGACCAGGGAAGUGUCCGCACCACUAAGGAGACCAGCACAAAGGGAAGCAAGAAGUUCAGGCUGGAGGGCACCCUGCUGAGGACCUACAUCUGCCACAUCAUCUUCAAGACACUGUUUGAGGUGGGCUUCGUGGUGGGCCAGUAUUUCCUGUAUGGCUUCCGCAUCUUGCCGCUGUACAAAUGCAGCCGCUGGCCCUGCCCCAACACGGUGGACUGCUUUGUGUCUCGCCCCACGGAGAAGACCGUCUUCAUCAUCUUCAUGUUGGCUGUGGCCUGUGUCUCACUCUUCCUCAACUUUGUGGAGAUCAGUCACCUGGGCCUGAAGAAGAUUCGUUUUGUCUUCCGCAAGCCGGCCCCGGCCCCAGCCCAAGGCGAGGGCUCGGCCCCCCUGCCGCCACAAGGGAAGAGCCUGCCCCCCCUGGCUGUGCCCUCCCUGCAGAGAGCGAAAGGUUACAGGCUGCUUGAGGAGGAGAAAGCUCCCGUAACUCACCUCUACCCACUGGCUGAGGUGGGCAUGGAGGCUGGCAGAGGGGCCCCUCCCUUCCCGGGGCUGGAGGAGAAGGCGGAGGAGGUGCUGCCCAUGGAGGACAUCUCUAAAGUGUAUGAUGAGACUCUGCCCUCCUACGCCCAGACCACUGAGACAGCAGGGGUGACAUUACACGAGGAGGCGGCUGAGGAGGUGCAGCCGGCAGAGGUGGAAGCAGAGAGAGUGGAGGAGGUUGUGGAGGAGGAUGUGGAGGUAGAGGAGGCGGUGAACGGGGAGGGGGAAACUCCAGCAGAGGCAGGGAUGGAGGCUACGGAUACGAUAGAAGACACCAGACCGCUGAGCCGACUGAGCAAAGCCAGCAGCAGGGCCAGUUAGGCACUGACUUUCAUUCAUUCAGACAGCGACAUACUGCAAAUGCAGCAUGUGGCUGCUGCACACGGCACGGGUGUAAUGGAAGAUUUCUGUAAAUAUCUGGGCAUCAACAAGACCGUUUCUCUGAUAUGUUGCAUGUUCUGGAUUUUCUCAGCAGCAGAAGGAAACAGCAUCUCUACGGUGGUUGGCAGCAAAGUCAUCCUGCGCUGCAAGAACGGGACAAACGACAUGCUCACUCAGCUGACAUGGAAAAUGAACAAGAAUCUCCUGUUUAGUUUCAUCCCAAACCAACGCUUGCAUGAGAAUGAAGAAGCUCUCCCCCCGAAAACAAAUAUGUCUCUAUCAGAGGGUGAGCUGUAUGCACUGGUUAUAGAGAGAGCCGAGAAGUCUCAUACAGGAAACUACACCUGUGAGAUCAACACAGACAAAGGAUCUGAGGAACAGAAGUGGGAGCUGAUAAUUACUGAGCAUGAAGAAAGUGGAAAUUUCAACAAGCUACUGAUUGCCGUGGCGGUCACAGUUCCUUGUGUGUGUUGCCUGAUCUUUAUAAUUGCUUUUGCCAUUCUGCGAAGAGUGUGCAAACGUGCAGGGGGUCGUUCUCGCAGUGCAGAAAUGCAGGAGAGAGAAGAAGAUAUUUAUGAAAACUGCCUGGAAACUAAUCAACGACGUGGCUAUAAUCAGCCAAACCAUUACAAGCCCAGGGCUCACUGAUAGGAAGUGCAGUUCAAUUAUGGGAAAGGGAGCGCAGGAAGUGGACUAAUGCUUGAAACCGCUAACUUCAUAGGAAAAACCAUCUCUUCUCGAGUAAAACCUCUUUUUUCACAUCCUCUGUCUAAAGAGCUUUCACUCUGAAUAACUACUUCAGUCUUUUUAUAUAUACAUAUAUAAAUAUUUUUUUACACAUAUUUAACUGCUUUGUUAAUGAAUGUACUGUUGGCGAAGAAGGGGGUGAACACAUGACUUACGCUACUAUUUUGUACAGCUGUUAUGGUAAAUGUGUUCACAGACGGUCGCCUAUUUACACAUCCAAGGCUGCUGAUGGCCAUCUGGGUGACCUAAGCACCAUUGUUUUGCCCCCGCAUAUAAAGUAACAUAUAUUUAACAGAAUAUAGUUAAUAAAAUAAAUAGAAAAUACUAUAUCCCAAAUAUUUGUGUGAUUUUCUUCCAAACUGGGGGUGUAUUUUCAUUAUCAAUGUUACAAAUAAAAAACUGGAACUAUUCAAAAACAGCAGCCUGUAUAUUAACUAACUGCAGAACAAGCAAACACACACACAAACACGUGUGUGCAAUCAUCUUCAUUAAAACAAAUGAAAUAAUGAUAUGCUCUAUGAUAUGAUAUCAAUACCAUUAUUCUUGAAAUAAAUAUAUAAAUAAAUAAAACACAGGGUGGCACGGUGGUGUGGUGGUUAGCACUCUCGCCUCACGCCCGAGGGAUCCCGGGCGUGGGACCCCUUCUGUGCGGAGUUUGCAUGUUCUCCCCGUGUCAGCGUGGGUUCUCUCCGGGCACUCCGGCUUCUUCCCACAGUCCAAAGACAUGCAGAUUGGGGACUAGGUUAAUUGGUAACUCUAAACUGUCCAUAGGUGUGAACGUGAGUGUGAAUGGUUGUUUGUCUCUAUGUGUUAGCCCUGCGAUAGUCUGGCGACCUGUCCAGGGUGUACCCUGGACUGUUUUGAAUAGUGUACCCUGGACAGGUCGCCACUUCCUGCGCUCCCUGUCCAGGGUGUACCCUGGACAGGGAGCGCAGGAAGUGGACCCUGGACAGGUCGCCCGAUGUCGCCCGAUGUCAGCUGGGAUAGGCUCCAGCCCCCCCGCGACCCUCAAGAGGAUGAAGCGGUUAGAAGAUGAAUGAAUGAAUGAAUAAAACACAACUGUCCCAUUAGUCAUACGAAAGACAGUUUCAAAAAACUUUGCUCAGCAGAGGCAACUGAUACUAAUGACUGUAACAUUAACCUGUAAUCACGAGUGCAGCACUUAGCGAGCCUGCAUUGUGUGCACUGAAACCAUCGGCACCGCAGCUCAAACCCUGUUGUGUCUGAGAGGGCCUUUACUGGGAGAGUUAAUGCAAUACAUAUAAUUAUGAUUGAUAAUGAUCACACUGGGCUGUUUUGGUGCCCUUUCUAGCACUGGUGUCCUCCGUACAUUGUGUGUGGCACCUGCCCUUAGCAGUGAUGCUGUACACACCUAACCAUUUUUCCCCCUCCUGAGUAAAUUAUCUAACUCUCUAGCAGCUAAAUGCUCCACUGUGUUCACCAGCAAGUUGCUAACUUUGCCCAGUCCCAUUUCAUAUUUUCCCCCCUACCCCUCAAUUUGGAUUGCCACUUUGCCCCUUUGAACAGACUUAGAAAAGGUAGUAGUUGAAAACCUCCCGAAUGAAUUGAAACAACUCCUCAAGAGGUAUGUUAUGAAUGAAUGAAAAUGAAUGAAUUGAAUGGCCUUUAUGUAAACAGGUGCGGCAAGUGUUGACAGACAUUGCAGAUAUGUUGUCUUUGGCAGUCGUGAGUUCUUGCGUGGGCUAUAGGCAUU